Molecule: messenger RNA, 219 nt
Organism: Aureobasidium musti
Lineage: Eukaryota; Fungi; Ascomycota; Dothideomycetes; Dothideales; Saccotheciaceae
Source: the annotation of a GenBank genome assembly
AUGCUCGGACUGACCGGUCAAAUAGACAUCCCGUUCAACGGUGGACCACGUAUUUGUAUCGGUCAGCAAUUUGCUUUGACCGAAGUGGCUUACACGACCGUCCGUAUCUUGCAGACCUACUCGCGAGUCGAGUGCAAGAUGGCCGAGCCACCAAGACUGAAGACGGAUAUUGUGGUGCAGCCUGCCGAACCAGUCCACCUCGUGUUCCACCGAGCCUAG